Striga asiatica is the source of this 819-nucleotide messenger RNA. Lineage: Eukaryota; Viridiplantae; Streptophyta; Magnoliopsida; Lamiales; Orobanchaceae. The record is from the annotation of a GenBank genome assembly.
AUGGCUGGUUUGGACCUGAGCUCUGCCAACUUCAUCUCCCACCAGCUCCACCUCCAGCGCCACCAGCCGGAGGCGGCGGCCGACGACGAGGACUCCGGCCGGAAACCGCAGCAGCACCAGUUCUCCGGCGAUAACGCCGACAACGCGAGCUCUGGCGAGCUGGUCGCCCGCCGCCCCCGGGGCCGGCCGCCGGGAUCCAAGAACAAGCCUAAGCCCCCCGUCAUCAUCACCCGGGAGAGCGCCAACACACUCCGGGCCCACAUCCUCGAGGUCGCCGGCGGCUGCGACGUCUUCGAGGCCGUCGCCACCUACGCCCGCCGCCGCCAGCGCGGGAUCUGCGUCCUCAGCGGCACCGGCACCGUCAACAACGUCACCCUCCGGCAGCCCUCUCCGGCGGGCGGCGUCGCCGCCCUCCACGGCCGUUUCGAGAUCCUCUCCCUGUCGGGUUCUUUCCUCCCGCCGCCGGCACCGCCUGGCGCCACCAGCCUCACCAUAUACCUCGCCGGCGGGCAGGGGCAGGUCGUCGGAGGCAGCGUAGUCGGGGCCCUAAUCGCCGCCGGCCCCGUCAUCAUCAUCGCCUCGUCGUUCACCAACGUGGCCUACGAGCGGCUGCCGCUUGAGGAGGAGGAGAUGGCGGCGGCGGCGCCGCAUCCGCCGGCGGCGAGCGGCGGAGGGAUGAACGGGGGGCAGUAUCCCGACCCGUCGUCAAUCGGACUGCCCUUCUUGAACCUGCCGAUGAACAACGGUAUGCCGAACGGCCAGCUCCCGCUGGACGGCGCGUGGGCCGGGAACGCCGGCGGCGGCCGGCCGGCGUAUUAG